Molecule: messenger RNA, 1270 nt
Organism: Papaver somniferum (opium poppy)
Lineage: Eukaryota; Viridiplantae; Streptophyta; Magnoliopsida; Ranunculales; Papaveraceae
Product: histidine-containing phosphotransfer protein 1-like
Exons: 6
Coding region: 455-928 (157 amino acids)
Biological process (GO): phosphorylation; cytokinin-activated signaling pathway; phosphorelay signal transduction system
Cellular component (GO): cytoplasm; nucleus
Molecular function (GO): protein histidine kinase binding; histidine phosphotransfer kinase activity
Source: RefSeq, a predicted model, not a curated record
AAUAAUAUACUAGUACUAUACAGUAAAAGAAUCGGAAGGAUAGAUUGGAAUUGAAUUAUGCCAUGAAAUCGUGGAUACGGGGGAGGGGGGCCUCUUUUUGAUAAAAUUAAUUAAUAUUAUUAUUUACAGAGAGUACUACGAAUACAGAGAUAGAGGAGAAGAAAAAGAGUGAUUUGAUUUGAUUCUUAAUAAUACUCAGAAGAAGAAAAGAGAGAGGAAAGAAACAGAGAAUACAAUAAAAGUAGUAAUACUUGCAAUUCUGGGUUUGUUCUCUUUUCAGUCAGACACCAUUAAUCCAUCUUAUCGAUUCCUUCCUUUUCUUUCUUAAAUGUGCCUCCUUUAUCAAGAUCUGUAAAUUAAAUACAACAACAACAAUACCCAAAUCUAAAGUCUUUUAGUUCUAUAGAGAGAGAGAGAGAGAGAGAGAGAGAGAAUAAGCAGCAGCAGAGAAAAAAUGGACGUGGGUCAAAUGCAAAGAAGUCUAAUUGAUUACACUGCUGCUCUAUUUCAUGAAGGAUUUCUGGAUGAUCAGUUUACUCAGCUGCAACAACUACAAGAUGAGAGUAACCCAGAGUUUGUGUUUGAAGUUGUUUCUCUUUUCUUUGAGGAUACUGAGAAACUUCUCAAUGAAUUAGCCAUAGCUCUGGGUUUAUUUGGUUACAGGAGUCAACAGUGUGCCGAUUUCAAAAAGAUUGAUGCCCAUGUUCAUCAACUCAAGGGCAGCAGUUCUAGCAUAGGUGCAAAUAGAGUUAAAAAUGUCUGCGUCGCGUUCCGAAAUAGCUGCGAGGAAAAGAAUACUGAUGGGUGUUUGAGAUGUCUGCAACAAAUAAAACAUGAGUAUUCUCUUGUGAAGAACAAGCUUGAAAAUCUAUUCAGGAUGGAGCAACAGAUUGUAGCAGCUGGUGGUUCGAUUCCGAUGAUGGAGUAAAUACUGAGAUGAUCAAAAUGCAGGCGUAAAAACGAGAUAUUAAAUAGCAGUAAUUAUGCAGAGAGAACAAGAAAGCUUAGAUGGUUUUAAUGGUCGAUACUGUUAGCUAUACUACACUUGAAAGUUCUUCUUGAUAUCUGAACUUUGAGCUUUGUAUGAGGUAGUAGUGUGUGUUUGUGUUUAUAGAUAGAGAAUUAGAGUAUGUGAAUAACCCUCUCGAAUCUCUUUUUAUCACCAUUAUUAGGUUCAUAAUAAGCUUGAUAUAAACUCACCUGCUCUUUUUAAUGAUUAUGUUAGCUUUGCAUUUUGAGUAAUAAAUGUAAUAUGUUGUUUUUGCCUUCA